AGUAACAGUCAAGACAUCGUUAAGCGUAGAAGUAGAAAGUAGACAUUAAUAACCUAUUUUACAUCGCACUGAUUUUCCUGGGAAUCCUAUGUUUUUAUUUUUAUUUAUGGCAAAUUUUGAUUGUGUCAUAUGUUUUCCAAUUCCAAUAAUAAGACUAAUUCAAGUGUAAAACUCUAUUAAACAUAAGGAUAGUAUAAUGGAAGUGCUGUAUUUUAAGUAUAACACACAGGAUGACAUUAAGUUUAUUGAUGUUACAGACAGUAUGACUACAUCUAAGGAACAUUUUGUAGAUCAUAUUAAAGAAACUUUUGUACCUAGGUUAAAUGGAUCCUUUUAUAGGAUCCAAGCUAGCAAUGGUGCCAUACAAUUGUUGGAAAAGCAUUUAUACAUGAAUUCAGAGCAAACUGAAGCAGCUCAAAAUUUGGUUAUCGAACUGUACAGGUGUUUAAGAAAUUGUGUAACAAACAAGUCAACGCAAGAUUAUGUAGCUGAACAGACCAACAUUUUAGCAUUUACAAAAACUUACAUUCAAAAAUUAGAUCAACACAAUGUAUGCCUAAAAAUCAUAUUGCAGUUUUUAACAAACUUAAUAUCGUCAAAUCCCGAAGUAACUAGAAAAGUACAUACAAAUUUUUCAGACGUAUUUAGUAAAAUAAUAGAAAACAAGCUGUGUUUGUAUGAAAGUGCAGCACUUAUUUAUUAUUCAGCAUUAGUAGUACCACCAGAUUUAAAUUCAAUCAAGUGUAUGUUCCAAUUAGAUGAAAAGGAUAAUGAAAUCGAAUAUGUCUUAUUCUUUUUUGACAAAUGUAUUACUUAUAAUGUUUGUUGGGAAUUAUACAACAGUUUUGAAAUUAGGCAUAAAAUAAUUAUAUUAGAAACAUUAAGGUUACACCAGAUUAAAAAAAUACAACAUUUCCUACCGGAUUUAGGAAUUGAUACAAUCGUAAGUGGCUUUUUAAAGAGUCCAGAUAUAUUUUUUAAAAUAAACACAGACACUGCCCAACAGGAAGUUAGAAUAGUAUCGUUACUGUUGUCAAUUAUAUCCUCAUGUUCUAGUAUAGAUGAAUAUAUUGUGAAAUUACAACGGAAUAAAAAUAUUUUAGUAACGGCAGCAGCAUUGCUGAUCAAUUUUCACAAAUUAGGUAAGGAAGGUGAUAAUAUGUUUAAGCCUAUACAGAAAUUAUCUUACAGUCAAGGAGAUGAAACUGAGAAUCCUGUGUUUGGACUGAAGGCUGAUUUGAUUCAGCUGAUUGGAAAUUUGUGUUGGAAAAAUAAUGAAAUGCAAAAUUUGGCACGUGAAGCAGAGAUAAUUCCAGUUAUUUUAGAUUGCUGUAAUAUGGAUGCUAACAAUCCUUUUAUCAUACAAUGGUGUAUCUUUGCUAUCAGAAACUUUUGUGAGAAUAAUCCAGAAAAUCAGAAAUUUAUUGCAGGACUACACAAAAAAGGAACUGUAUCAUCCAGUGUUUUAGAAUCGUUCGGAAUUACACUUCACGGUGACGGAGACAGCAAGCUUAAGAUUGUUCCCCUAGAUGCUUUAAAAAACCAAGGAGAGUAAAUUUGAUAAUCAUUUUAUGUACAUAAAAUAAAUCGGUAUCACUUUUUUAUAUUUUUUACAAGUUUUGUUAAAAAUUGUUACAUAUUAUGAAAUAUACUUUUGGUGUUAAAACCA
Molecule: messenger RNA, 1669 nt
Organism: Diabrotica virgifera virgifera (western corn rootworm)
Lineage: Eukaryota; Metazoa; Arthropoda; Insecta; Coleoptera; Chrysomelidae
Product: ataxin-10
Exons: 4
Coding region: 197-1555 (452 amino acids)
Biological process (GO): neuron projection development
Cellular component (GO): cytosol
Source: RefSeq, a predicted model, not a curated record